Penicillium canariense is the source of this 1362-nucleotide messenger RNA. RefSeq lists its product as uncharacterized. The transcript is spliced from 4 exons. The coding region runs from base 1 to 1362 and encodes 453 amino acids. The record is from RefSeq and is a predicted model, not a curated record. Lineage: Eukaryota; Fungi; Ascomycota; Eurotiomycetes; Eurotiales; Aspergillaceae.
AUGCCUCAGGAGAUCUUCUUUGAGUCCGAUGACUCGGAAUUCUCCGAGACGGACCUGUCCGUCCACGGACGCAAAGGCCGCACCUCGUUUCGCCGGCGAUCGAUCUCCCGCCACCGCCGCCCCGAGGUGAGAGAGACGCUGAUGGUGCCGGUCCAGCAAUCCACCCGAGUGCACCGGUCGGCCUCGACAGGCGGGCGUCGGCCCCGCGACCGCGAGAUCCCCGCCGUCAUGAUUGUGAAUGAGCAGGCCCAGCGCAGCGACAACACCAACAGCAACAAGCCCCGCCGCGUCCAGCAAAAGGUCGUCGAACCCGACUGGGAUGAGGAAGUGGUCCAGACCCGUCGCCGUGCGGCGAGCGGCAUCUCUCGUGAACCCUCCCCGUACCACCGCGACACCGAACUCGCUAUCAAUCAGAAGCUCCUGGAGAAAAGCGACCUCCGUCAAGAUCUAGAGAUCUUCAAGCAGCAGCAGGAGAUCGAACGCCUAGAGCGCGAGCUGGAGAAGCACCGCGAGCGGACUGAGCGGGCUGAGCCACGCGAUAACCGGGAGUCCCGGGCGCUGCGCGAGGAAGAGGAGUGGUAUGAGGAUGAGAUUAGUGACCGGCUGCGCCGCCUGGAGCGGUUCGAGCGCAAGAACCGCACCGAGGAGGAGCGGCGUAACGCGGAGAAGGCCUGGCGCUUGAAGCGGCUCGAGGAUGCGGAGAAAGAGGCCGCCGAGCGGGAAGAGCUGAAGCAGAAAAUCCGCGACGAGAAGUUGAAGGAGAUUGUGAGGCAGAAGGAGGAAGAGGAGGAGCGCGACAAGCUCAAGCGCGAGAUUCUCGAAGAGGAACGGCGCAAGGCGGAGCUCGCGAUGAAGGCGGCUGCUGUGGAGGAGUGGAAGCUCGAGCAGGAACGCAUCAAGCAGAAGCAGAAGGAUGAGGCCCUCAAGAGGGACAAGGAGUUCCGGGAGCGCCUGCGCCUCGAUCUCGGGUACACCGAGGAAGAAAUCGAGCAGAUGCUCACCAAGAAGAAGAAGGCGGAGGAAAAGAAGAAGGACGAGGAGGAGCAUCAUCACCACGAGACCACCGAGAAGACCACUUGGAUCAAGGUUCACCGCAAGCACCUACUUCCCGAGACCCUUCUCGCCUACAAUCUGCCUUGGGACUGGGACGAGCGCGACACCAACUACAUCAUCAUCAAGCGCUGGGUUACCGAAGACUUCCAAGAAGAGCUGUUCGCCCAUACCCGCCGUCUGCGCGAGGGCAAGCUCGUGGCCCAGACGUCCAGCUCGACGACCGAACUCAGGAUCAACGACCGCAACAAGGACAAGAUGUUCCUGGUGCGGAAGAAGAGUCCCAGCCGGCGGCUGCGCAUCUUCGCAUAA